UAAAUCCAUAUCUAGGAGAGUAAACUUGGCAGCGGGAAAAAAGCAAUUUACUCGAGCCUUCCAAGGCUAAGCAGUCCAUAAACUCUUUCCAUUUCACAACAUCAAUGCCACCUUUCAGACAAGUUUAAAAAAGGCCUACUAGAACGCCAUCAGAUUUGGACCAUCAUGUUGAAUUUCAUUGAUGCAUCUUUUUAUAGAAGCCAUGAGAGUCAGUUUCUUAUCGCCUCGGAGGCCUACCAGGUAGCACGCACGAUGAUCACGUUAAUCUGGUGUGCCGAAUUGGUUGUCCUCGUGCCUUAACUGGAUGGAUUCAAGAAUUUGGAAGGACAGGACGCAAUGGAGGACACACAAAAAGGUGAUAAUAAUUUAAUCGCAUUUUCUCAAAUUAUUAGCUCCUUAAUCUGUGUGGACGAAAACUAGGAGAACAAUGUAUUUGCUUGCGAAAUUAUGUCCCUUGAAUUGAGCUUGCUAACGCACAACGAAUUUUCUCCUUUUGCAUAUAGGUAUAAUCUAUUGUAAUGAAUUCCGGGAUGAUCAGCGGUUGGUUACUUGGCUGAAAGGUGUAGAUAUGAAAGAAAAGGAAGACAUUAAAAGUAAAUACCUAGAGGUAAUCUAUCGGUCGCUAUUAUAUUUUGAAAAGAUAACCUCAGUUGAAAAAAGUUUACCACACGGUCAAGACCAUCAGCAACUUCUUAAAGGUUAUAUUUAURUUUCCUAGGUUUAUUUAUUGCAAGUUAACGAGAGAGUGCAUGAGAGCCUUUCUCACURCCAGCUUCGGCGAAGAUCCGGAAGGACCUCUGGAAUACAAUAAAUCAUGCUGCGAAUCGUGUGAUUUGAGUACUGAUUUGGUUUACAACAUUAAAGAUGAUUUCUUGUUGGUGCUGGAGGUGAUUCACGAGCUUCAAGAAAAUACCAGUGAAAAACAGGUAAGUUAACGUGAGACAUAUGCACAAUGCAUGCCUUAACAUUUUACUGAGCAUAUUCAAAAUUAUUGAAGGUUUCAUGAAACCGCUUUACAUUACCUUCCCUCUCCCCCCCGGGCGCAACUGACUUGAGCCUGUUAUUCUUUGAGUCUGUGGUCUUGUCAUACAACUGCUAACCGUAUUUAUUAUAGUUUCUGUACUCGAUCAUAUUCUUUGGACAUAAAUAUUUCGGUUUUAUCUUUGUUUGUAUAUCUUAAAUUGGCUAAGGGGUUCAGGUACUUCCUCUAUGAAAGAUGUUGAAAUGAAGGUUAUUUCCCUUGAGUCCAAUACGUAUGGUAAAGGAACGCAAAAAAGUAGUACGGUAUGGAGCAAAAUCCUACGUCAAGCAGUUGGAAAGGGAUAUGCAGACAUAAUAUUCACGGAAAACAGAUUUAAAGGCUGCCCAAGAAUACAGGAAGUAUACAGUAUCCAAGAAUGGUCAUCAGUUUUUAGAAAACCCAUCUGAAGUCUUUGUGAAAAAUCCCUGUGAUGUCGUAACCUCUAACAAGUCAAGAAGAAGCGAAAGCAAAUGUAAAGGGAAGCAGUACAUGCCCAUUAUAAGAUCUGCUCUUGCAUCUAAAAACAACUGGGUAAAAAUGUCUUCUGAAGAUGAUUAUGUGUACCACGGAUAUGGAAAUUCGCCAGAAAAGUUUUUAUUUUGUGAAGACGUUAGUAAAUUCCGUAACAAAAGUGACACUAUAGAUAUAUUCACUAAUGAUUGUGAAUUAUCUUCUUCAAAAAGCCACACCUCACCCCAGAUAAUAGAAAUUGAUGGCUUAAAGACUGAAGUGAUAGUCAGAAGAUCUGUUUGGGCAGGAGUUAAAGUUUGCGGAGCAUCUGAUUGCAAUUACACUGUUUCGACAGCCCAGCGAAUAAACCGUUGUAAGUCACAUAGCAACUCACACGGUCUUCAGAAGUCUGAACAGUGUCCUGUCAACAUUGUUAACAUAUGGCCAAAGAAACCUGACGACCGGAGAAGGUGGAUGGGUACUUUAAGUCUUGAUGAACCGGUACCUCGUCAUAACCACGGCAAGCCAAGUCCACGAAAAUUACCAUCAUCUCUAGUCAAUGACUUAAAAAGUGCGGUCUUAUUAGACCCUUCCAAAAAGGCAAAGGAGCUCCAGAAAGGUACUGAUAAAUAAUGGCUAUUUUUCACGAAAGCAGCGCUUGUUGACAAAAUGUUUAAUUUUUUUUUUAAGUCGUAUGCACCUAUAAUUUUCAUAGCAACGCGGCAAAGCAGAAAAGUAGAAAUACGUUCUUGCAUGUCUUAGAAAAGUCUUAAGAAAAUGGAUUGGAAAUGAACGAGUAAGGUAAAAGCUAUUUGUGGCUAUCAACUCUUUAGAGAACUUCUUGUUUACAUUUGUAGGACAUAGAAUGCCUUACGUUCCAAUGGAGAAAAGUAUCGUUGCUGCCAACCUCGAUAAAAUUAGAACAGUGAGGAAUCUUGCUUUUAAAAGUACUGGAGGUACAGACGGUGAAAUACAUUUGAUGAGCAAGAUCAUAAAUUUUGAAAAAGAAAUACAGCAGGUUGUGGAUCAACCAGAAAUGGUGUCAGACGAAUCUACCAAUGCGGAUAUGGUUCAGAACAUUAGAGCACUCUCGCUUCCUUACCCGAUGAAGAGGGCCCCUUAUAUAUUCUCUGGAAACUUUCGCGCAGCCUUUUUCAUGAACCCCAACCAGUCACGCCUGUUUGCUUCAGCGGAGCAUCUAAACGUAGAUUUGACAUUCACUGGAAAUGGUUAUAUGCCAUACUUGAUCAACGUGGUAACGUUUGACCUGGAGACAUUGGAAUGGACUCCCGUAGCGCGGUGCCUGUUAAACAAGCAAAAUGGUGAAGCCCAUGGCAAGGUGUUCCGUGAGAUGUUUGCUGCUGUCAACGAACAACAUAAUGAUUUCAACAAUGGCCAGAACAUCGAAGGAAUAACAGUUGACUUCUCGGAUGCAGAAGCUAACGGACUAGAAGAACCUUUAGGCUCGCAAAUGGCAAGCAAGGUGUUGCGUGAAUGCAAGGUUAAAUAAACACUUGUUUCCAAA
Orbicella faveolata is the source of this 2996-nucleotide messenger RNA. RefSeq lists its product as uncharacterized. Lineage: Eukaryota; Metazoa; Cnidaria; Anthozoa; Scleractinia; Merulinidae. The record is from RefSeq and is a predicted model, not a curated record.